GUCUUUUCAGUUUUAGUGAAAGGGGCAACGGGCACCCGGUGCGUCAUGGCGCUAUAUAGUACAAGACUGUCCUGCCAGCAGUCCAGGCCACUCCCAACUCACACCUCCGCCCUUCAUGUCGCGACACCCUAUCCCGGCCCGCGAGAUCGAGCGCCUGGUCGCGGACGGCCAGCCAAUCGUCAUACACGAAGGAUAUGCCCUGGACCUGGGGGCAUGGAUCGACAGGCACCCUGGCGGCCGCCUUGCGAUUCUGCACAUGGUUGGCAGCGAUGCGACUGAUCAGAUAAACAUAUACCACUCCCCCAAGGCGCUGUUGAUGAUGAAACAACACCGCCUGGGCCCGAUUCACGAGCCGUGGACGAACCUCACACCCCCGAUCCGCUCGCCAGAAUUCCAACAGAAGCCCGCACAUGAGAAGGGCGCGGACGUGCAUACAAAUGGCAGGCGGUCCAGACGGAGUGUUGACCUCGGCUCCGCUGCCGCCGUUCUCAACAAGAAGUUGAGCACGACCGCGACAUGCACGCGCAGGACAUCGCCCACUGCCAGCGUAGACCCGGAGAAGCAGCCUCUCAUACCCGCCUCGGAUAGUGCGGCGGACAAGAAGAGCGCGCGGGAGCGAUAUGCGACGGCAUUGGAGCACAAGGAGGUGGUUGCGGGCCUGCUCGGCAAUCCCUCCGUCGACGCCGAGACGCAGCGCGCCAUCAUCAUGGAAUAUCGAGCGCUGCACGAGCAGAUCAAGGCCGAAGGCUUGUAUAGCUGCCGCUACGUCGAGUACUUGAAGGAAUCUGUCCGGUACACGCUGUUGUUCGCGACAUUUCUGUACUUGCUGUACUCAAAGUGGUACCUCACGUCGGCCAUAGUACUGGGCCUGUUCUGGCAACAAAUUAUGUUCACCGCCCAUGACGCCGGCCACCGCGGGAUAACUGGCAACUUCGUAGUCGAUACCCUCAUCGGCGCUUUCAUCGCCGACUUCUGCUGCGGCCUCUCCAUUGGCUGGUGGAAAUCGUCGCACAACGUCCACCACCUCAUCACCAACAUGCCCGAGCAUGACCCCGACAUCCAGAACGUGCCCCUCUUCUCCACGUCGCCUACAUACAUGAAAUCGAUCUUGAGCUCCUUCUACAACUUCCAAUUCGUGUGGGACGGCGUCGCAGACUUUCUCAUUCCCUACCAACGCUACACGUACUACCCGGUCAUGGCUCUCGCGCGCUUCAACCUUUAUGCGCUAUCCUGGGCUCACCUCAUGUCCCCGCGCGCUGCACAAUUGGGUGCCGCAUGGUGGACACGCCCUGUUGAAAUCGCCUUUAUGGCGUGCUACUGGGCCCUCUUCGGUUACGGACUUGUAUGGCUCACGCUCCCUAGCUGGCCCAUUCGCAUAGGCUUCGUUCUGAUCUCCCACCUUGCGACUAUGAUCCUCCACGUUCAGAUAACGCUCUCCCACUGGGGCAUGCCGACGGCCGAUCUCGGGCCCAACGAGUCGUUUCCCCAGCGCCAGCUCCGCACUACCAUGGACGUGGACUGUCCCGCUUGGCUGGACUUUGUGCACGGCGGAUUGCAAUUUCAGGCUGUGCAUCACUUGUUCCCGCGGGUGCCGCGGCAUAACUUGCGCAGAGGGCAGGUCUUGGUGAGGCAGUUCUGUGAGAGGACACAGAUCAAGUAUCAGUGCUAUGGGUUCGUGAAGGGCAACGAGAUCGUGCUAGGCCGAUUAGAAGAAGUGGCCAAGAUGGUCACGACGCUGGUGGACUGCCAGCGGUAUAUGGCCGAGACGGGUGAGAGCGGACUGCAUUGAGUACCAUGAGCGGCAGCAUACAGCAUCCUUAGAAUAGAUAGAGAUCGGGGCUAGACUUGAGAUCCGGGCCUGCAUUGGUCGAUUUCCUUACACAAAAUUUCAGCUUUUUGCUUUCC
Trematosphaeria pertusa is the source of this 1905-nucleotide messenger RNA. Its product is annotated as delta 8-(E)-sphingolipid desaturase. Gene Ontology annotation, cellular component: membrane. The transcript is spliced from 4 exons. Lineage: Eukaryota; Fungi; Ascomycota; Dothideomycetes; Pleosporales; Trematosphaeriaceae. Gene Ontology annotation, biological process: lipid metabolic process. The record is from RefSeq and is a predicted model, not a curated record. Gene Ontology annotation, molecular function: oxidoreductase activity, acting on paired donors, with oxidation of a pair of donors resulting in the reduction of molecular oxygen to two molecules of water. The coding region runs from base 116 to 1789 and encodes 557 amino acids.